AUCUAAGCUAGCUAGUCCUAGUUUUACAACUGUUCUAUGCAGAUAUCACUAUUGUUGAGGGUACCUGUGUACCUGAAGCUAACCAGCCCAGGAAGAAGAUUUGAUAAAUGACAUUCACCCUACCUCUUUAUACAAAACCUGGUAAUAGGUGCUUGUCAGUCCAUACAUAAUUCUAAUGACUUUACUGGCGGAAUAUUUCAACUGAAAUAUAGAUAGACGUCACUGAGCUGUGUUUGAAAGGUGGCACCCUCUGUUAGACGAACUGUAAUAAUAAUAUUGUUAGGUGAGAUCAGUAUCAGGCGGUUGUGUAUCGGCCUGAUCAGCUUAGCCAUUUCACAGUUACUACCUAAUGUUAGUCUCACAAAACAUUGUUUACACAAUAAAUGUCACAAACAUUUAAUAAUAGAACUCCAACAGAUGAAAAGCACUUGACACUAUAAAAUAAAUACUCAGUUUGAGGAACCCCUAGAAUCGUCACUAUCGAGGAAGCAGAUUUAAGUUUAAGCUUACUGGACUCAAAAAAUAUAGGUCUAUAUAGUUAUUGACAAGAAAUAUACCAAAUAUAACGGUGUUGGGGUGUUGGGGAUAGGCGGUGCGCACACAAUCUAUUGAAGCUAUUGUAAGGACGUUGUCUGGGAUCUGGUGAGGAUGUGUUUACACCCUGAACUAGUCCAAUUCCUGUAGUCAGUCACCGCGAUAAAAUUCUGACACUUGUGGCCAAGAUUUUCAACUUUUAAAUUAGUUUUCCUAUGUAGGAUUAUGUUGGAAUAUUCUCCUGUGGAUUUGUCUCUGUUUGACUCUGGGAUAUUACUGUGUACAGUAGAUAAAUCAUACGUUCAACUGGAUUUUUAUUUAAUGAUUGUGUUGAGUUCCCGUCAGAGUUGAUGAUCGGAAGUUUUGGUCCGGACAUGGAGUAGUUACACUGAACUUUACUUGUUAAGUGUUGAGUAUGGAUAGGACAGAAAACAGACAUGAGUGAUGUCAUGUUAUACAUUUUACACCAAAGUUAAAGACCCAAUAACUACGUAGAAACCAAAAUGGUGGACGUCUCGGGCUUACCAUUACUGGGUCUCAGGGUGAAACUCCGAGCACGGCCACACAACCAUGACCUCGAGGGCGAGGGGAUGUAUGGGGCAUAUCGCAAUGGGAGAGCAUACGGGGCAUUUCAGCCCGGUCCCUAUCUUCAAAAGGGUACGGGGCAUCGGCGAUACCCUGGAGCAUUCGGUUCACCCAAUAAAAGUUCUUAUCUUCCUAAUUCCGACGUGGGACAGAUCAAACCCAAGGUUGUCACAAUUGUUCGGAAUGGUGCGCGACCAAGAAAUAACAUCAAGAUUCUUCUUAAUCGACGAAGUGUGCAGUCAUUUGAGCAACUCAUGUCGGAUGUUUCGGAAGCUUUUGGUCCAAAAAACAGGAAUAAGAAAUUGGAAAAACUAUAUACAAUUCGUGGUAAGGAGGUCCAAGGAAUUUCAGACUUUUUUCGUGAUGAUGAUGUGUUUGUGGCAGCCUCAGGCCAUGAAAGACCAUCGGAUGGAGAUCUCAUUGACAUUGUAGAAGAGAUCUAUCCACCUGACACACAUACUGCUAGAAUGAUUCUUAAAGAUUUGGAAAAACAGAAACGGAAGCGCCAGGCACAUCAGUUAAAGGAGCCCGAAAGUGACAAGCGUGACAGUGGGUUUGGUGAGGGAAGCGAUGGUAGUAACAGAGACUUAGAUAACAAUGACUACAUCAUGUACAAAGGUCGCCCUGGUGAGAAAGGUCGUCGAAGACAUGACUAUCCCAAAAAUGAUGCCUUAGCCAGUCGAUUGGAAAAGGACAAAGACAAGGCAGCAUAUGAGGAGCGGGACCGUGCUAAAAGAAAGCAACAACAUCGAAUGGAAGCUGAACGUCGAGCACUGGAUGAUGAACGACGAAAGAGAGGACUAGUUCCAAAAGGGACAGAUGAACAGUUUAAGCGUUCAAAGGAACAGAGAGAACGUGAGAAAGAAGAAUUAAGACGGAAAAAGGAGGAAGAAAGGCAAAAGAGGUUAGAGGAGGAAGAGAGGGAACGACAGAAGCAUGAACAGGACAGAGAGAAGGCAUUAGAAGCAGCCAGAGAGAGAAGAGCAGCAGCUGAAAAGGCUGAAAAGGAAAAAGCAGAAAAGGAAAGAGCAGAAAAAGAAAAGGCUGACAAAGAGAAAAAUAAGGAAAAAGAUGGAAAGAGUGAAAAAGAUGGAAAGAGUGAAAAAGAUGAAAAAGAAGGAGGUGAAGUGCAGAAAAAGAAAAAGUCCAAAUCUAAGAUUGUACGCAAAACUAAAUUUGAGCGUCAGGUUAGUGGGGACAGUCACAUACUGUCUAAAUAUGACCUAGGUAAAACGCUCGGUGACGGAAACUUUGCUGUUGUGAAACAGGCAACACUUAAAAACACUAAAAAUGAUUUUGCUAUGAAAAUCAUUGACAAAGCAAAGUUGAAGGGUAAGGAACACAUGGUGGAAAAUGAAAUAGAAAUCAUGAAAGACUGUCAUCAUCCAAAUAUUGUCAAGCUUUACGAAGAAUAUGAAACUAUUGACAAAAUCUACCUCGUCAUGGAGCUUGUCAAGGGUGGGGACUUGUUCGAUGCCAUCACCCAAAGUGUGAAGUUUGGAGAAGUAGACUCGGCCCACAUGGUGAAGGAUCUGUGUAACGCCUUGUUUUAUCUCCACUCUCGUUCUAUAGUACAUCGAGAUCUCAAACCAGAAAAUCUACUGGUACAUCGAAACAAGGACAGUACAAUAACAUUGAAGCUGGCCGACUUUGGUUUGGCGAUGGAUGUGAAGGACCCAAUAUAUACUGUGUGUGGUACUCCUACAUAUGUAGCACCAGAAAUACUCUCCGAAAUAGGUUACGGUUUGGAGGUAGACAUGUGGGCAGUAGGUGUCAUCUGCUACAUCCUGUUGUGCGGAUUCCCUCCCUUUAGAAGUGCUGAUCGAAAUCAGACGGAACUGUUUGAGUUUAUCAAAGGGGGAGAAUAUGAGUUCCUUAGUCCCUACUGGGACCAAAUCUCCCAAAGUGCCAAGGACCUGAUCCAGCACCUGCUGGUCGUAGACAAGAAGAAGCGCUACACAGCCAUCGACACUCUGUCUCAUCCCUGGAUCAUGUACAGUGGUGACCUGGGCAAAAUCAAAGACAACUCAGAGCUCCAAAAACUCAAGACAAAAACAAAAACUGAACUUGAAGCUCUAGCUAAGACAAGUUAUGAUUCUUAUAUGAAAGCCAAGGAGAAGCGGGGUUAAUUUAUUUUCUUUGUUGAAAUGAAGGAAUACUUGAUAUUUUGCCCUGUUGUUGACUUCAGAUACACGUAGAAACUGUUACCACGAGUCAUGGCCAUGCCAGUGUACAUUCAUAUUUUUGUGAUGAUUAUAAAUAUUGUUUUCAGUAGGUUUUCAUCCACGAAUAAUAAGUUGGGUAAGUAUUCUACGAGAAUCUACUUGUAUAAAACAUUCCAGCUUUAAGAUGAAUCUAACUGUGGCGAUUUGGAUUCCAUAAGGAUUUAUCUCCCCUUCGUCAUGCUAAAUUUGUAUACAGUCACCUGUGAAGGUAUCUGGUAGACAUUUUUUGUGUUAUAGUCGAACAACGCUGAAGAGAAAUCAUGGAAUCUUAUAUUCAUUUUACAAAAAAAUUACUGGUGUAUUAAGUAAAAUUCACAUGUGACAAUAUGGGACAGUCUGGUUUUAAUUGCUGCAUGGUUGUAUUAAAGUUUUGAUAGUAAUCAUCUUUCUCAUACAUUUUAUAAAUUGUAUGAUAUUUUAAUAUUUAGGUAGCAGUAUACAGAACAUGACUCCUUAGUUAUAGAGUAAAAACAUGUUAUUUAGAAUCUUGUAAAAAAAAUCAUAAUAGUGCUUUAGCCCUGAAAUUUAUGCGGAUAAUUGCUAGAAAUUUCAUUUAUUGAAUUUAUUUAUUUACAACAGUAUUGAAGACUUAACCUAUGGUUUGAUUAAAGCUUACAGAUUUAAAGUUGUUUCCACUGUUUGUUGCAGCAAGCUUUAAACACCAGUAAACAUACAUUUUUAUAUGAACUUUGAGCAUCAGUUGUAAAUUUGAGCACACAAUAUUGUCUCCAGAGGUGCUAGAGACAGUGACAAUUACUCACUUUUAAAUUGUAAUCCGAGACUCAGAAGCUGUUUAUAUCAAACUCUGUGAUGAUAGCUUCAAAACUUAUAAACAUACAUUUUCCUCAAAAUUUUUAAUUUAAGGGAGAUUAUAUCCUUCAGGACCGGUAGGGGAGGUAGCUGUAAAACAUAAAAAUGACUUCAGUUGAUAUUAAAAGUGUUUGUACAGUUGGUAUAUAAUCUGACCAUUACAGUAUGUUGUUUUCCUACACUGUAAACAACAGUAAACAACAGUAACGAAAGAUAUACACAUGUCAAUACACCAGGAAAAGUCAAUGUUGAACUGUGUAUGAGAUAUAAAAAAAAGUUUUCUUUUGUACUAUAGAUUAUUAUCUUUUUCUCACUUGUGCCAAAUAUGAAAACGGAAAUGUUAUACAUCUGUAUCUACAAGUCACUUCUAUAACACUGGUUACUUGACAAUGUCGUGAGGAAUUUUCAUGUCUUGUGUCUUGAUUUCUAUUAAUAGACAUAAGUAAUUACCUGGCCUGAUGUUUUGAGAUUUGUGUGACAAAACUGUCUCACCAACAUAAAAUGCAAUUGUUGUAGUAAUUGAAUGAUCAUUCAGGGUAGAGUACCAAAAGCAUUUUGUCACAAUUAGCAAUACACUAAUAUUUUCUAAUCCGUUCAGCAUAUGAAACAAAUUAGUGUAACUUGUUGCAGUUAGUAUCCAAUCAUCACAAAGAAAUAUUUACCAACAUUAUAAUCCUAGAAAAAUCAUGUAUUCAGAGGAAUUUAAUAUGAUCUGAGAAAAAUUGUGUAUUCAGAGGAAUUUUAUGUAGAUAUGAUUUUGUCUAGUAUGACACCCUGACAUGAGAUGCUGGUCGGAUUAGACAGGAUGUUGAAAUACACUGUUCAUAUGUAGCAUUUAUUGGAUUAAACAGGAUGUUAGAGUACUCAAAAGUAAGAUUAGACAGACUGCUACUAUACAAAUCCAUUGCAACCAAGGUGAAAGAUUUUGAAAAUUCCCACUGGAAAUGUAGUUUUGUUAACCAUAAGUUGUGAUUGUUAUAUAUAUGCCAUAUAAGCUUUAACUCUGUACUUGUGAUAAAAUCUCUGCGGCAUAUUUUCAGAAUAUUUAUGUGCCACCAGGUAUCUACAUGUAUCGACUAGGAUUUACUUACCUCUGUCUAUAGAAGUAUUAUUAUUUCCGUCCAUAGAAUUAUGAGCUACAAAUUCUUAUUUCCGUCCAUAGAAUUAUGAGGUAUGUUUACUUAUUUCCAUCCAUAGAAUUAUGAGCUUUGUUUACUUAUUCCGUCCAUAAAGUUAUGAGCUAUAAAUAAUUAUUUAAAUAUAUAGUAUGAUUAGAAAUUAUGUUUGCAUUGAUAUAAGUUAUGUUUAUUUCUAUCAAUGUACAUUGUAUAUAGUACUAUAUAUAUACCUGUAAAGUACUGUCCUACACAGGAUUGUCUACAAUUAUUGCAUGUUGGAUAAUGUUUAUAUACAGUAGGAAGUUUGAUAUACAAAGUGUAUAUAUAGCCUUAGUACUUAGCCUGGCCCUACGGGUAAAGAGAGUGGAUUAAUCCAGUGUGUGGCUAUUUUUAUGACAAUAUUGUCUAAAAAUUUUGUUAUUGGUCACAAUAUUUAUAACUUUCCAGAAAAUUUCUGACAAAAUAAUACUGUGAUUGUACUCAAAUAGUUGAUAUUUUCAGAUCAUUUUUUUUUUUUAUUUCUUGUUAAAAUAUUGAUGAUACAAAAAGAUGUAUAUCAGAAAUAUUGUAAAACAAAUAUGUACAAUGUACCAUUAGAGUAAACUGAUACAAUGUGUAGGUCCAUGUCCAUUCCAUAUAUGUAAUAAGUUAACUAUACAGGCCAAAUUGGCCUCUUGUUUGUUAUUCUUUGUAUGUUUAUUUUAUGUACUGUUAUUCAUCCAUCUGUUGUCUGUUGAUGCGCCUGUGAUAUCAUAUGUAUUUCCUUGUAAGAUGAAAGGACAAGUAAACUACAGUAAUUGUAUGAAAUGUGAAUUGAGGA
Messenger RNA from Pecten maximus, 6092 nucleotides. Its product is annotated as serine/threonine-protein kinase DCLK1-like. The record is from RefSeq and is a predicted model, not a curated record. The coding region runs from base 1038 to 3248 and encodes 736 amino acids. Gene Ontology annotation, biological process: protein phosphorylation; intracellular signal transduction. Gene Ontology annotation, molecular function: ATP binding; protein kinase activity. The transcript has 6 exons. Lineage: Eukaryota; Metazoa; Mollusca; Bivalvia; Pectinida; Pectinidae.